Molecule: messenger RNA, 2106 nt
Organism: Rotaria socialis
Lineage: Eukaryota; Metazoa; Rotifera; Eurotatoria; Philodinida; Philodinidae
Source: the annotation of a GenBank genome assembly
AUGUCAUUAAAUAUAAACUGUUUAAGUGAAUAUUCCGAUUUUGAAUUAGUACCAUUGAUUGGUAAUAAUUCAAAAAAUUUCAUUCAUUCAAUUUAUAAACAAGAUGAAAAUGGUUUUAUUUCAAAAUUUUCAUCAUUUAUAAGAGGUUUGCUAUUUUCUUCAAAUGAUUUUGAAUUAUUAUUAAAAAAUUUCACAAUAAAUUCAUUUAAAUUAUCAAAUAAAUUCAUUUCAUCAAUAAUUAUUUAUUCAAUUGGAAUUCUUUUGAUGCUAAUCAUGCUUUCAAUUAUUUUUUAUAUUAUUUCAUAUACAAAUAUAAAACAAGAUAAAUCAAAAAAACAAAAAUAUUUUAAAUUUAAUUUAAAAACUCUUCUUGUUUUAUUAUUAUUUAUUAUUUAUUUCUUUAUAUUUAUUCAAAUGAUAUUUCUUAUCGAACAUGGAAAUAAAGCAAAAAUUUCUUUAGAAAAAUCAAUCAAAUUAAUUAAUGAAGAAUUUAAUUCAAAUAUUAUUUCACAACAUUUUAAAUAUUUAUUAGAACAAUUUAAUAAUUAUUCAAAAAAAUCAAGUUCAAUAAUAAUUGAUGGAUCAAAAUCGUUAAUGAUUAAAUCGUUAAAUAAUUUAUUAAAUGAUUAUUAUUAUAUCGAAGAAAUUAAUCUUCAUAUAGUGAGCGUAAAUAAAUAUUUUAAUGAAAUAAAUUCUUUUAUUGAUAAUGAUCAAAAUAUAAAAGUUUUAUUUAAUAAAAUAACAAAGUCAUAUGAAUAUAUUAUGAAAGAUAUUAAUAAUUUAAAUAAAAAACUUUGUUACUAUAUUAAUCAAAAUAAUAUUGAAAUUGAAAAGAAAAUUUUCUAUUUAUUUAAUUUAAUUAACGAAAAAUUUCAAUUUUUUAUUCAAAUUAUAAAUGAAAAAAUUUUAAAUAAAUUUUUUAAAUCAAAAUUAUUUAAUCAAAAUCAACAAGAAAAGAUUCAAUCAUUUAUAUCAUUAAUAGCAACUUUAUUUUUUAGUAUCAUUUUAAUAAUAACAAUUGUUCCAUUUGCUUUCUUAAUUAUUAUUAUUAUUAAUGAUUUUUGUCUUCAUUCAAAUAAUCAAACCAAACAAUUUAAAAAUCAAAAAACAAACAGUGAAAGUUCAAGUAAAUUAGAUGAUCUCGAUGUUAAACAAUUAAUAUCAUUACAUACACAUAGUAAUGAUUCUCAAAGUUGUUAUACGACAAAUAGUUUCAGUAAUAUUCGUAAUGUAUCAAGAAAAAAACAUAAAUCAAGAAAAAUAAGAACCUAUCAUAUCAGUGCAAAUGGGGAAAGAACCUUUUCAUAUCCUGUUAAUGUUACUAAUCAAAAUAAAUCAAAGAAUGAUCGUUCCUAUCGAUUAUUUCUUGGUUCAAUACGUAUUUCAUUUGGUUUUCUAAUAGUUUUAUUAAUUAUUCUAUGUAUAAUAAGUGGUCUUCUCUAUGGUCUCGAUUUACUUAUAGAAAACUCAUGUCGAUUAGUUCAUCACGAUGAACAAUAUCUUAUUUCAUUGAUAACAGAUAAUUUGAUUAAAUCAAUAGAAAAUUUUGAUAUGAAUACAACAAUUAAUAAUAUAAUUAAUGAUUGUAAUAAAAAUAAACAUUUCAGUAAAAAAUUUCUAAAAGAGUAUUCAAAUGAAUUAAAUAAUGAAUUAAUUCCAAUAAUGAAAUAUUUAAAUGGAAAUAUUUAUAAAGAAUUUUUAAUAUCAAUUAAAAUGAUAAAUAUAUCAUCAGAAAUUGAUUUAUUAAAUAAUUUAGCUAGUUUUCUCCGUUUAAAACAUAUUCAAAAUCGUCUUAUUCUCAUUCACAAUGAUUUUAAUCAAAUAGAAAGAAUAUUUAAACAAAUUAUUCAAUUCAAUUCUCGAUUACCAAUUCAAUUCCUCACUCAAACGUUAAAUGAAUUUGAAUUAUUUUUCGAAAAAAUAAUCGAAUCAACGAUGAAUCCGUGUCCAUUACCAAUCGAUAAUAUAUUAAAAAUAGACAAAUUAAUUUGUCAUGAAACAGCCAAUACAAUAAAUGGUUUAUGGUUAUUGAUUUUUUUGUUCAUGUUUUCUCUUGCAUUUGGCUUUUGUAUUUUUGGUAUAUACAUCUAUAAACGGUUUAUUUAA